GUUAAUAGAUCUAUGAUCACGUGAUCACUGUAAGUUUUGAAAGUUUAAAUUUCAAACUCAAAGAUUAGAUCAUGCCUUUGACAAGAGUAGGCAAAAGAAGCAGGAAAGAACUUACAGAAGAGAACAAUGAAGAAGGAAGCAAGAAGAAAAAACAGAAGCGGGGACUGUCACGUGUUUUAGUAUUGUAUGAAUUUGAUCGAAUGGAUUAUCAGUCAGACAAAUGGCACACGUUAAUAAGAACGAUACCUGAGGAUAUAGUAGAGUUUGCAAAGAUCACUUCUCGAAUUGUCUGCUCUUUUUUAAAUGGAUCAGGUGGGAUUCUAUGCUUUGGCUGUAGAUCAAAUGGUAGGAUAUAUGGUGAAAAGAUAAACAGGAAAGAGGAGGAUAAUAUUCGUCUCCUCAUUGAUGACACUAUGAAGAGAUUCCACCCUUUUAUUUCGCCAUCUCAUUACAGGAUAAAUUUCAUCACUGUUAAGUCUCGUUAUAAUACCUCUAGUGCACCGAAUUGUGUCCUUGAGAUAAAGGUGGAGAAAGGUGACCCACACGAACUAUAUGAAACUGAGUAUCACGAGGUAUUUUUAAGAACUGACGAGGGAGAACCAUAUGGUCCUUUAUCGCCUCACGAAAUAAAGCGUCAUGUACUACAGCAGUACAGAAAGAAAUUGGAAUCAAAGUCUAAUUUAUGUAACAUGUUAAAAGAUAAGAAGAAAGCAAUUGCACAUGUUAGACCGUCGAGGCGUGAUACAACUACGAGUGCUCCUGUCAAUAAAACUGUAUCGGUACCACACCCACUUACUAUUAGCCAAAAGGCCGUAUUACCUAAGCCUAGUACUGAUCAUAAAGAUGGUGUUGAGAGCACUUCUCUUCAGUCAACAAAGGAUAGUCUUGGAAUGGAUAAUGAAGCUAAGGAUAGUCUUGGAAUGGAUAAUGGAGCUAAGGGUAGUCUUGGAAUGGAUAAUGAAGCUAAGGGUAGUCUUGGAAUGGAUAAUGAAGCUAAGGAUAGUAAUGGACUUAAUAAUAAAACUAAAACUGCUAGUGCUAAAGAUACUCUUAAAGAUAAGGAUAGUCGUGGAAUAAUCAGUAAAACUUCUCAUGGUCUUGUAACAAAUCAAAAAGCUACUAACAAGAGUCGUCCUAACAAGGGCCAGCCUUCUACUUAUGCAAAGAAAAGUCAUUGUCCUCCUUUCAUCCUUCCUCCUCCUCCUCCUCCUCCUUUUGCCUGUCAUAAUAAUGGACCCUUUCACUAUCCAGGCUAUCAACCACACUUCAUUCCGCCUGCUCAAGGAUAUUCUGCCGGUUACAGAAACCAUGGGCAUUGUUACAAUCAUCAUUACAAUCAUUAUCACCAUUGAGUGAAUAAAUUGUUCUUUACACUGCCUGUGUUUGUCACUUAGUGUUGUUUUUGUGAUUCUCGUGAUUAUAUAUUAUCUCAUUGAAUGAAUCUUCUGUGUAUAUUCAGUUUAUUGAUUAUCAUUUAUCAACAUUGA
This is a messenger RNA of Amphimedon queenslandica, 1487 nucleotides long. RefSeq lists its product as uncharacterized. The record is from RefSeq and is a predicted model, not a curated record. NCBI's taxonomy places the organism in Eukaryota, Metazoa, Porifera, Demospongiae, Haplosclerida, Niphatidae. The transcript is spliced from 9 exons. The coding region runs from base 72 to 1352 and encodes 426 amino acids.